GCCGCCGCCGCCGCCGCCGCCAUGCUCGACUUCUUCACCAUCUUCAGCAAGGGCGGCCUCGUCCUCUGGUGCUUCCAGGGCGUGCGUGGCCCCGUCGCCACCGCGCCCGUCAACGCCCUCAUCCGCUCCGUCCUCCUCCAGGAGCGGGGCGGCAACAACUCCUUUAACCAUGAAGCCCUCACACUCAAGUACAAGCUGGAUAACCAGUUCGAGCUAGUGUUUGUGGUGGGGUUUCAGAAGAUCCUGACUCUGACCUACGUUGACAAGUUGAUAGACGACGUUCACAAAGAGUUCAGAGACAAGUACCGCAAUGAGUUCCAGCAGAAGGGCACCCUGGGCCUCCUCAAUGGCACCUUCGAUUUUAAAGAAGACUUCAUGCGCCUCCUCCGGGACGCCGAGGAGAGCAGCAAAGCUCGAGCUCCCACGGUGAUGAAGACAUUUGAACAGUCUCAAAAGUCCCAGAAGACUGUCAAGUGUAUGAUUGAAACCCGAGGGGAGAAACCAAAGGAGAAAGUCAAGAACAAGAAGAACAAAGGUUCCAAAAAGGAGGGAAUGGAAGCUGUCACAGCAGCCAGUAAAGCAUCCACAGGGGACAGGCAGCCCUCUGCAGCUGGGGACAGGGAGGAACUGACUAAGGAUGAAAUCCUCCAGAAGAACCGUGAGGAAUUCUUCAAGAGACACAUGAAAGCGGGGGAGAAGUCAAGAUCUCCAAAGCCUGAGGCACAGAAGGAGAAGGGAAAGAAGCCCCGAGUGUGGGAUCUGGGGAACUCUAAUGCCAAAGUACUCGAUUACAGUAACUCUGCUACCAAUGGAAGCGUGGAGGCUUGUCCUGUGGAGGAAUUUGACCCUGAUCUAGCCCUGGGGGGUCGAAAUCGGGAGCCUGGCCGCCUCUAUGACCUUGAGUAUGAGAGCGAUGAGGAAAUUGAAGAGAAGGUUAUUCAGAACCCUUCGAAACCCAGUGCGAAGAAGGGUGGCCUGGGGGGCAUGUUUGGCAUGCUGAAAGGCCUGGUGGGCUCCAAGAGCUUGACGAGAGAGGACAUGGACCCCAUACUGGAGAAGAUGAAGGAUCACUUGAUUGCAAAAAACGUGGCAGCUGAGAUUGCGGUGCAGCUCUGUGAAUCAGUGGCCAAGAAACUGGAAGGGAGGGUGAUGGGAACGUUCACCACGGUGACCUCGACGGUGAAGCAGGCCCUACAAGAGGCUCUCGUGCAGAUCCUGCAGCCCCAGCGCCGGGUGGAUGUCCUUCGUGAUGUCAUGGAUGCCCAGCGCCAUCGCCGACCCUACGUGGUCACUUUUUGUGGUGUCAACGGUGUCGGGAAGUCCACCAACUUGGCCAAGAUCUCAUUCUGGCUCAUCGAGAAUGGUUUCAGUGUCCUCAUCGCUGCCUGUGACACCUUCCGUGCGGGAGCGGUGGAGCAGCUCCGCACCCACACCCGUCGCCUCAAUGCCCUGCACCCUCCAGAGAGCCAUGGUGGGCGGACCAUGGUGCAGCUCUAUGAGAAGGGCUAUGGCAAGGAUGCUGCCGGGAUCGCCAUGGAGGCCAUCUCUUAUGCUCGGAACCAGGGCUUUGAUGUGGUCCUGGUGGACACGGCAGGACGCAUGCAGGACAACGCUCCCUUGAUGACAGCACUGGCCAAGCUCAUCGCUGUUAAUGCUCCUGACCUGGUCCUCUUUGUUGGGGAAGCGCUGGUGGGAAACGAGGCUGUAGAUCAGCUGGUGAAGUUUAACAAGGCCCUGGCUGAUCACUCCAUGGCACAGACACCGCGGCUCAUUGAUGGGAUUGUCCUCACCAAGUUCGAUACCAUUGAUGACAAGGUCGGCGCCGCCAUCUCCAUGACCUACAUCACAAGCAAGCCCAUCGUUUUUGUUGGUACCGGACAAACUUACUGUGAUCUGCGAAGCCUUAAUGCCAAGGCCGUGGUCGCAGCGCUCAUGAAGGCCUAAACCCACCAAAUUGCUGUGUGCAGAUGUCAGAGGAGAACAUGCUUUACCCUGUUCCUGACUAGUCUUUCCCGUGUAGUGCAUUACAGAAUGGGAUGCCUGUGCCAGGGGUGGGGUUUUUUCAGAUAAAGCCGCUUUUAUCCAGCAAAAGCCCUUCCCCAGGGCUCCUUCAUUCUGUUUGAAGUGAUGCAGGCUCCCUCAUGGGGAGGCUGAACUCAGAGCUUUGUAUUGUUCGUGCUGCACGGGGUGGGGAUUAGUGCAAGAACCUGCUGUGCUUUUUUGCAGAGUUUGAAGGCAGUUUUUGAGCUGCUCUUGUGAUUUUUAGACCAGCUUAGGGAGGACAUAGGAGUGACUUGUCAGGAGUGAGCAGGACGGGCGCUGAUUAGCAGCAGUGACAGAAGACCUGUCUGUUAAUGUCCCUGCUAGGGACAGCUCUACUGAAGCUGAUAAACCAAAAAUGUCUGGAAGGGAGAAGCUAAAUUGCCUUAAGGUCCCCGAUUCUGCCGUCACUGGGACGCUGGAGCAGGGUAUCUGGACACCAUGUUUUUAGGCAGGCGCUGGAGUGCUGUGGCAGCUCAGUCUGGCCAUGCUAAUUGUGGUGGAGAAGGAAUGCAGCCUCUGCCUGGCUCCUGCCCACUGGCCUCUGCGUGAUUUGCUAGGAAAAAGGAAAAAAAGAAUCAAUCGUGGAAGAUCCUGGUGGCUGCUUGCUGCUUGCCUGUACCCUUUCUCCCCCUCUUUGAGUGCCUCUUGAUCCCCAUCUCAAGUGCUGCACUGAAUAAUACAAAACUCUCUUACGAUGUCUUGUAGCUCUGUAUUGCGGAUGUGCUCUAGUGCAAUAAAUUGAAUGCUGUCUGCUAAGAGACAUAAUUUAUAUAAAAUAAACUUCGUAAAUUGUUUGGUA
This is a messenger RNA of Cuculus canorus (common cuckoo), 2842 nucleotides long. RefSeq names its product SRP receptor subunit alpha (gene SRPRA). Lineage: Eukaryota; Metazoa; Chordata; Aves; Cuculiformes; Cuculidae. Gene Ontology annotation, biological process: SRP-dependent cotranslational protein targeting to membrane. The record is from RefSeq and is a predicted model, not a curated record. Gene Ontology annotation, cellular component: signal recognition particle receptor complex; endoplasmic reticulum membrane. Gene Ontology annotation, molecular function: signal recognition particle binding; GTP binding; ATP hydrolysis activity. The transcript has 14 exons. Bases 22 to 1944 code for a protein of 640 amino acids.